AUCGUUUGAAUCAUUCCGCGCCGUUGUCGUCUUUGUCAUUUCCCAGCAAUUUCUGUUGGACGCGUUCCUUUCCAUUUCAUCACCUCUUAGUCCAAAUCUUCCUCCACUCUUUCCCUUCCCUCUUCUUUGUUUACUACUCAUUCCUCACUCAUGUUGACUUCCUUAGCUCCUUCUCUGAUCUCCAUCACUUCGCUUCUCUUCAUUUCACAGCUCAUUUGAGCGCAAAUUCCGUGACUUCUUCAACUGGGUUCCUGGGUUCUUGAUCUGGUUUGUCUGUCUUUUCACUGCCCGAAAAAUCUGUAUUUUUGUCAUGGGGUUCAGAUAGCAGGGGAUGACGAAGCAAUUUGGGUUCGUCAAGUUUUAGUGUUUUGGAUUAUGUUACUUUGAUCGUUCAUGGCUUCGUUUAUGAGAAAAUUGCGACCUGGUGCGUCUUCAACAAUUCGCGAUGAAAGCGAUGAUUCUAGCUAUGAGUACUCAUUUGCAACAGAGUACAAGGGCCCUAUUCCCAGUUUCUCCAUCCCUCAAGCAACCCCUUUUAAAAUUGAGGGAAUUCCAGUUGCUUCCAUAGCUUCUUCUUCAGCUGAUCAAAUUUCCGUGCCAGUUAUUCAACCUAUUGUGAAAUCUAACAUACAGCUGAAACUUAAUAGAGGUGUCCUUGUUUCUGCAAAUUCAAAAUCUCCUGCUAUUGAAUUUGCUAUCUCCGGCUCUGCUGAGUCAACGAAGUCCCGCUCUUUGCGAGUUAGGGUGGAUACAGUAGAUAGGAUAGAUAAGUCAGGCUCAUUAGACAGAAUUUAUGAUGCUAAUAAGUGCAGAGCAGAAAAUACAUCACAGGAACUUCAGACUUCUGGGUCCUUUGGAGUUUCUGGUUGGGGUGAAAUUGUUGAAGAGACAACUAAAAGUGAGUUGAAUCCCACCAAUUCAGAUACUGCAGAGUCAGGCUCGAGCUCUGGCUCAGCUUCUUCAGACAUAUUUUCAUGCAGAGAAGACGACUGUAACAAUGUCGCACCGGUACAUGUCAAUCGGCCCUCGUUUGUGACUUUUAUUAGUUCGGAAGAGUCAUAUGACACAACAGUCAAUGAAAACUUUGGUGGUUCUGAGGUUGCGAGCAUCCCUGUGAAGCCACAUGCUGAGAGAACUGGGAAGAAAGGCACAUGCUAUAGAUGCAACAGAGGAAAUCGAUUCACUGAAAAGGAGAUUUGCAUCGUGUGUCGUGCUAAGUAUUGCCGAUACUGUGUUAUAAGAGUCAUGGGGUCUAUGCCUGAGGGAAGGAAAUGUAUCAAUUGUAUUGGUUACAGAAUUGAUGAAAAUAUGAGGAGAACCCAGGGAAAGUGUUCUCGUUUGCUCAAACACAUGUUGUCUGAUGUGCAAGUGAAACAAAUAAUGCAUGCUGAAUUGAAUUGUGAAGCUAAUCAAAUGCCCCCAGAACUUUUUUUUGUGAACGAGGAUCCUCUUGACCGAAGCCAGCUAAAGCUGCUGCAGAGCUGUAGCAAGCCCCCAAAAAAGUUGAAACCAGGCUCCUAUUGGUACGAUAAAGCAUCAGGAUUUUGGGGAAAGGAUGGUCAAGGGCCUUGGCAAAUUAUUAGCCCACGGCUGGAUGUUGGAGGUCAGCUACAAAAACAUGCAAGCAAAGGAAACACAAACGUGUCAAUAAAUGGCCGAGAAAUAACGGCAAAAGAGCUCCAGAUGCUGAAGAUAGCAGGAAUCCCAUGUGAAGGAACGCUUGACUUUUGGGUUAGUGAAGACGGGUCCUACCAGGAAGAGGGGCAGAGGAAUGUCAAAGGGCGUUUAUGGGAUAAGAAAAGAGUGAGGAUAGCUUGUGCCUUUCUGUCUCUGCCAUUUCCUUCCAACCCCAUAGCUGCUAGCGGUGAAAGCGAAGGAGGAGAGAAUAGAAGCAGAGAAAACCUUGUACAGAAGAAGCUUUACAAGUUUCUUCUUGUUGGUUCUAUAAAAUCUGGAACAAGUACUAUAGUUAAGCAGGCCAAGCAUCUGUAUAACAUUCCUUUCUCUGAAGAAGAACGCCAAAAUAUCAAGUUGGUGAUACAAAGCAACUUGUAUACAUACCUUGCUAUACUGCUGGAGGGGCGUGAGACUUUUGAAGAGAGUUUGUUGGAGAAAAGGAACCUACAGAUCGCUGAUGAAUCCACUUCAGCAGGGAACACUGGCGAAACUACUUAUACAACAAUCUAUUCCAUGGGCCCAAGACUGAAAGCUUUCUCAGACUGGCUUAUCAAAUACAUGGUUUCGGGUAACUUGGAUGCAAUAUUUCCAGCUGCUACUCGUGAAUAUGCACCACUUAUAGAAGAGUUAUGGGGGGAUGCAGCCAUUCAGGCAACAUACAACCGGAGAAAUGAACUAGCUAUGCUACCUAGAGGAGCAAGUUAUUUUCUAGACCGGGCUGUUGAGAUUUCCAAAGUAAACUAUGAACCCACAGACAUGGAUAUCAUGUAUGCUGAAGGGAUAGCGUUAUCCAACGGCCUCACCACGGUGGAAUUUUCAUUUCCCAGGACAAAUUCCGAGGAAAAUUUGGAGCCUGAGUAUCAGCAUGAUCCUUCUCUCACGUACCAACUAGUUAGAGUACAUCCAAGAGGCCUUGGAGAAAACUGCAAGUGGCUUGAUAUGUUUGAAGACAUGGAUGUUGUCUUGUUCUGUGUCGCCUUAACUGAUUAUGAUGAGUAUACUGUAGACAGAAAUGGAGCUUCUACCAACAAAAUGAUGGCAGCUAAGAAACUAUUUGAAAACAUAAUCACUCAUCCUUCCUUCUCUAACAAGAAAUUCCUUUUGAUUCUGAACAAAUUUGAUCUGCUCGAGGAAAAGAUCGAACAAAUACCUCUAGAACGAUGUGAAUGGUUUUGUGACUUCAAUCCAGUGAUCAGCAAGAAUCAGAACCGAGUCAGUAAUUAUACUAAUAGCCCUCCAUUAGCUCAACGUGCCUUUCAAUACAUUGCCAUGAAGUUUAAGAAACUGUUCUAUUCUCAUACAAGCAGAAAGCUAUUUGUUUCAGCGGUAACUGGGUUGGAACCCGAUACUGUUGAUGAAGCUCUCAGAUAUGCAAGGGAGGUUAUGGUAUGGGAAAAAUGGGAUCCUUCAGUCACAGGCGAGAAGUUUGAGAAUACUUCAACAUCUUUUGAUGAGAUUGAGUCAAGCUCCUGAUGGUUCUCCAGUCCAUAAAGUUUUCUUGUAUAGAAAUGAGUAAGUUGGAAGAAUCAAGAAAGAAGAUUAAGAUAGUUCUGAACUGCUGUCAUAGAGUUACAAAAUUCUUUGUACAUAACAAACCAUAAAAGAUGGGGGGCAUAGAGAAUAUCGUCUUUGAAUUCGAUAUGAGAGGACAAAAGAUUUUUAUUAUUUUAUUCUCUUUAUUCUCACA
Molecule: messenger RNA, 3364 nt
Organism: Neltuma alba
Lineage: Eukaryota; Viridiplantae; Streptophyta; Magnoliopsida; Fabales; Fabaceae
Product: extra-large guanine nucleotide-binding protein 1
Exons: 8
Coding region: 394-3150 (918 amino acids)
Biological process (GO): G protein-coupled receptor signaling pathway
Molecular function (GO): G-protein beta/gamma-subunit complex binding; guanyl nucleotide binding; GTPase activity
Source: RefSeq, a predicted model, not a curated record